AUGGAAGAUAAUGACGAAAAUUUGCACCGAUUAGAAGGCAGUUCUUCCGACGCUCCGUGCGGCUUAAUCAUCAAAAAGAAGGACAGGCCACCUGAUUUUCAGUUCGCCCGGCCUUCUUUACUUGGUCUGGACAAAUUGGCUGCUUCUAAAAGGAGGCAGAAUCGUCUUAUUUCCUUUCAAAACGAGGAAAAUGAUGGAGAAGAUUCGGAUGAAACCGAAACACCUUCGGGGGAAAAGGACAGGAAAUACAGGAAGCAUAAUGAAGAAACGCCAACUUAUACCGGUGGUUUGUCAGAACAAGCGCGGGAAAGAAUGUUAGAACGAUUACAAAAAAAAGACAAAGAAUCACGAGAGAAAGGUGUACACUACUCAACUCAAGAGGAAAAAGAAACUCGCAAAAAUGACAGUGAUGAUCUAUUUUAUCGUCACCCAUAUGAAAGGCGAGAUCGCAGCAAGGACAAGAGACGUGAUGACAGGAAGGAUAGAGAUUCUCGUAGGGAUAGGGAUAGUAGAGACAGAGACAGGAGUGACAGGGAUAGAAAAAGGGAUAAGGAUAAAAGGGAUCGUGAUACAGAUAGGGACGGUUCCAGGAGGAGUUAUUAUGAACCCAGGUUUAAAGAUGAACCAAGAACACCAAGCAUUAAAGCUCUCAAACCAACUGACAAGACCGCUUGGGACGAUGAUGAUGAUGAUCCAAAAGCUAUAAGGAAGUCAAGUUGGGAUUUCCCUACACCAUUACCGAAGGACGACAGACCUGAUAGGUCAAGUCGAAGUGAACGACGACCUACAAGGGAUUACAAGGGAAGGCCGUAUGACGACACACCAAGAGCUACACCUCAUAAAUGGGUAAGCUCCCGAAGAGGUGUGGACAUUGAUGACCCGGACUGGCAAGAAGCUGAGAAGAAGUUGGACAGAGCCUGGUACAAUAUGGGUGAAGGUGAGACAGAUGAAUCGGAUCCCUUCGCCGGCACCAGCGCGGAGUACGUGGCGAAGAAAGAGGAACAGAUAGAGAAGAGACGCAACCGCAAAGUGUCGGCGGCGCGCCAGCAGAUAGACAAGGACAACGAGCUGUGGGAGCGAAACAGAAUGCUAACCAGUGGCGUGGUGCACGCUAUCAACAUCAACAACGAUUUAGACGAGGAAAGCGUAGAUCGAGUACAUCUUCUAGUUCACAACAUCGUACCCCCCUUCCUUGAUGGGAGAAUAGUUUUCACCAAGCAACCCGAGCCUGUUAUACCGGUAAAAGACCCAACGUCGGACAUGGCUAUGAACGCGCGAAAAGGUUCUGCCCUUGUCAAAGCGUUUCGAGAGCAGAAGGAACGAAGGAAGGCCCAAAAGAAACAUUGGAAGUUGGAAGGCACUAAAAUAGGUAACAUAAUGGGCAUCCAGAAGCAAGAAGAAGAAACUGAAGAAGGUCCAACAAAAGAAGCGUACAAAUAUGCAGAACACUUGGAUAAAGAGGGCCAAGAACCAGAGUCGAAGUCGGAUUUCGUGAAAAAGAAGACUUUAUCGGAGCAAAGGCAAUUCUUACCGGUUUUCGCGGUGCGGGAGGAGUUGAUGCAAGUUAUCCGGGAGAAUAACGUGAUUAUUAUAGUUGGUGAAACGGGCAGCGGCAAAACAACCCAACUGACUCAGUAUUUGCACGAAGAGGGCUACAGUCGUAUGGGCAUGAUCGGUUGCACCCAGCCGCGUCGCGUGGCCGCCAUGUCUGUGGCCAAGCGUGUCUCCGACGAGAUGGGAGUGAAAUUGGGUGACGAUGUGGGCUACGCGAUCCGUUUCGAGGACUGCACGUCGCCGCGGACGGUGAUCAAGUACAUGACGGACGGCAUCCUACUCCGCGAGGGGCUGCGCGAACCAGACCUCGACCAGUACUGCGCAGUGAUCAUGGACGAAGCCCACGAGCGGUCCCUUUCCACCGAUAUGCUGUUCGGGCUGCUGAGAGAGGUAGUCGCCCGUCGUUCAGACCUGAAGCUUAUCGUCACAUCCGCGACAAUGGACUCGACGAAGUUCUCCACAUUCUUCGGCAACGUACCAACAUUCACGAUUCCCGGACGAACCUUCCCCGUUGAGAACUUCUUCGCUAAGAACGUGUGUGAGGACUACGUCGAUGGCGCUGUCAAACAAGCUCUGCAAAUCCAUCUUCAGCCAGAUGACGGUGAUAUACUUAUAUUCAUGCCGGGUCAGGAAGAUAUCGAAGUCACCUGUGAAGUACUAACAGAACGUCUUGGAGACCUGGACACGGCUCCGCCACUGACUGUGCUGCCGAUCUACUCGCAGCUUCCAGCUGACCUGCAGGCGAAGAUAUUCCAGCGUGCGCCGCCCGGGCAGAGGAAGUGCAUCGUGGCUACCAAUAUUGCUGAAACCUCCCUCACCGUUGACGGUAUAAUGUACGUGAUCGACUGCGGCUACUGUAAGCUGAAGGUCUACAACCCGCGGAUUGGUAUGGACGCUUUGCAGAUAUAUCCUGUGAGUCAAGCCAACGCAAGACAAAGAGCCGGUCGUGCGGGCAGAACAGGCCCCGGCAAGGCAUUCUGUCUAUACACGCAGAGACAGUUCCAGCAGGAGUUGUUGGCUGCCACCGUUCCAGAAAUACAGAGAACAAAUCUAGCCAAUACGGUGUUGCUUCUCAAAUCUCUCGGCGUGGAGGACCUUCUAGCUUUCCACUUCAUGGACCCACCUCCACAGGACACCAUCCUGAACUCGAUGUACCAGCUUUGGAUUUUGGGCGCAUUGGACGGCACGGGGGCUUUAACCCCCCUCGGAAGGCAGAUGGCAGAGUUUCCUCUCGACCCUCCACAAUGUCACAUGCUCAUAGUCUCCGCCGAAAUGGGAUGUAGUGCUGAAGUACUUAUUAUUGUGUCAAUGUUAUCUGUGCCCUCGGUGUUCUACCGGCCUCAAGGUCGCGAGGAGGAGGCCGACUCGGUCAAGGAAAAGUUCCAAGUGCCCGAGUCGGAUCACCUCACGCUUCUGCAUUUGUACAAUCAGUGGAAGUCUAACAACUACUCAAGCGCUUGGUGUACGGAGCACUUCGUCCACGGGAAGGCGAUGCGGAAAGUGCGGGAGGUGCGGCAACAAUUGCGGGAUAUUCUGACUGCGCAACGACUGCCUUUGGUAUCUUGCGGUACCGAUUGGGACACCGUACGGAAAUGUAUCUGCUCCGCCUACUUCCAACAAGCGGCCCGCCUCAAGGGCAUUGGCGAAUACGUCAACUGCAGAACAGGGAUGCCGUGCCACCUCCAUCCCACUUCUGCGCUGUUCGGUCUGGGGAAUUCCCCGGAUUACGUGGUCUACCAUGAGCUGAUGAUGACGACGAAAGAGUACAUGCAUUGCGUCACAGCGGUGGACGGAAGAUGGUUGGCCGAGCUUGGGCCUAUGUUCUUCUCUGUCAAGGAGACUGGCAAAUCAAAUCGCGACAAGCGCAAAGAAGCGGCAGUGCACCUUCAGCGCAUGGAAGAAGAGAUGAAGCAAGCAGAACAGAAGAUGGCGGAAGAGAAGAAGAUAAAGGAACAAGAAGUGCCGGUUAAACAGGAGAUCGCUACGCCUGGCUUAAGCACGCCGAAACGCACUCCGCAUAAAUUAGGCUUGUAGGCAAAAGUGUUUGAGUAUUAAAUAAUAGUAAAAGGCUUAUUCGUGCAGGGUACUCAUUAAUUAUUUUUGACAGUUAAAUAUUUAACUAUCUGCGAACUGUCAAAUUUGACACCUCUACGGCAUAGAGGAACUGGCAGUAGGAUAAACGGAUGUUUAUUUUUUUAUAAAUUUUUAUUAAUUGUUUGUAAGAGAUACAUGAAAUUGUAGAAAUUACAUUUAUUAUUAAAAAAAAUGCAAUCCGAUUUUGACAAUUUGAAUGCCGCCAUUUUGGUGCGCCCUGGUAACUUUUUCGCAGACGGUAUCCGUCGAUUCGAUAUGGACUGUAAUAUCCAACGAAGCCUAGGUAUUCUAUUCUAUUCGAUUCGAACAAGGUUCAUACAACAUUUAUUAGCAAAAGUCAAAUAUUACUUAAACAUACAUAAAUGUACUUAUACUCUGUUUUUCUAACUUGUCUUAGUAUUUAAAGCAUUUUCCCUCUCAUCUACCGGUCUUUCCGAUUCCGAAACUUUCAAAAGUGCAUAAAGUAAGCCUUCUUGAAAUAAUUGGAUUUUGAAUUUUGACUUACUUGUUAGUUUUUUUAAUUUAAAAAUAGCGAGUGUCAAAAUAACAAGACUUGUUUUUUGUAAUCUAAAAAAAAGUAUGGUAAAACAGAUAAAAACCGAAUAAAUUGAAAAAGAUUUUCGUUAUAAAUGUUAAGUUCUUUUUUUAUUACUCAAACAUGCAAUGUUUAUAUUAUCAGACAAGUUAGAAGAAAUGGACUUUAAUA
Messenger RNA from Pararge aegeria (speckled wood butterfly), 4354 nucleotides. Its product is annotated as pre-mRNA-splicing factor ATP-dependent RNA helicase PRP16. NCBI's taxonomy places the organism in Eukaryota, Metazoa, Arthropoda, Insecta, Lepidoptera, Nymphalidae. The record is from RefSeq and is a predicted model, not a curated record. The transcript has 21 exons. Gene Ontology annotation, molecular function: RNA binding; ATP binding. Gene Ontology annotation, biological process: mRNA splicing, via spliceosome. The coding region runs from base 1 to 3588 and encodes 1195 amino acids. Gene Ontology annotation, cellular component: spliceosomal complex; intracellular anatomical structure.